CUCCUCCAUCCAUCCAUCGCAUUAUGGUUGCCGUCAAAGCCCACCAACUCCGUAACAAGAACAAAGCCGAGCUCUUGAAGGUUCUUGAUGAGAAGAAGCAGGAGCUUGCAUCCCUCCGUGUCCAGAAGGUGGCUGGUGGAUCUGCAUCCAAGCUCCAGGCCAUCGGCCAGGCUCGCAAGAACGUUGCACGUACCUUGACCGUGAUCAACCAGACCCAGCGUGACCAGCUCCGUCUCUUCUACCAGAAGAAGAAGUUGAUUCCUAUUGAUCUCCGUGUCAAGAAGACUCGUGCUCUCCGCAGAGCUUUGACUCCUUAUGAGCGUAGCCUUAAGACUGUCAAGUACCAGAAGAAGCAGGCUCAUUUCCCCAUGCGCAAGUAUGCUGUCAAGGCCUAAAUCCAGAAAGGAGUUUAGUAGAAAAAAUUGAAAUUCUCUUCACCAUUCAAUAAAACCAUCAACACAUCACUCACAUAUGC
Messenger RNA from Phycomyces blakesleeanus NRRL 1555(-), 475 nucleotides. RefSeq lists its product as hypothetical. The transcript has 2 exons. Gene Ontology annotation, biological process: maturation of LSU-rRNA from tricistronic rRNA transcript (SSU-rRNA, 5.8S rRNA, LSU-rRNA); translation. The record is from RefSeq and is a predicted model, not a curated record. Lineage: Eukaryota; Fungi; Mucoromycota; Mucoromycetes; Mucorales; Phycomycetaceae. The coding region runs from base 24 to 395 and encodes 123 amino acids. Gene Ontology annotation, cellular component: cytosolic large ribosomal subunit; ribosome. Gene Ontology annotation, molecular function: structural constituent of ribosome; mRNA binding.